CGGAACUAUCCGUCGGGGACAGCGGAUGUCGGGACACCCGGGCCCCACAGGAGCCGCACUUCCGGUCCGUCCGUCCGUCCGUCGCCGCGUUCCCCGUGCCGAGCAAAGAUCUUUGGUGCCGAGAGGUUAUAUAAUUAAAGAUGGAUUGUCUGGAUAAUAUGCUAACAGAACCCUUGGAUUUGGGAUCUGCCAGGGAGAUUAAUGGUGCUGGUAUCAUGGAGGAGUGUUUACUUCGAGGAACCAGGGUCAGUCUCCCAGAGGAUCUGUUGGAGGAUCCUGACAUCUUCUUUGACGUGGUAAGCCGCAGGACGUGGGAAGGGGUGCUCUCUCCGGCCCAGCGUGAUCACCUGAGGAAGUUUCUCCCGCAGUUCCCUGAGAAUAACCGGGAGCAGCAGGAUGGCAUCGUCGCGGGGCUCUUCGGUGGGGAUGACUUCCGCUUUGGAAACCCUCUGCACAUUGCUCAGAAGCUGUUCCGAGAUGGUUACUUUAACCCGGAGGUGGUGAAAUACAGACAGCUCUGUACUAAGUCCCAGUAUAAACGUUAUCUCUACUCCCAGCAGCAAUACUUUCACAACCUGCUCAAACAGAUCCUCGUCUCCAGAAAGGAGUUGCUUGAAAUGGCGAGAAAGAGUGGCCCUCAGCUGCCCCUGAAGAGGAAGUACCAUGCGCCCUCCAGCCAGGAAGAGAGAGAGGAGGAGAGGCGAGCACAGAGCCGCUAUGAGAAGAUCGUGCGGGAAGUCAAGGAGGAGUGUGAAGAUAACACCAUCUCAUCCGAUGAGGAAGAGAUGUGCUCGUGGUUCCCUCAUUCUCCGGUACAUCCUCCGAGUCCCAAUGUAGCACUGAGAGUGGUGCCCACCCUCUCCACACAAGAUAUGAAGACAGUCGGUAAGCUUGAAUUGGGGGAUGAAGAUUUGAAACUGAUGUUGAGGAAACACGUGGAAAAGCGAAGGCACCAGCCGGACCAUCCAGACUUGGCUACUGGUGACCUGACUCUGAACGACAUCAUCGGCCGCAUGAAUGCUGGUCGGAGAGGCUCGCUGGCAGCUUUAUUAGAUCUUCCAUUCCCAAAGAAAAGGACGAAAGAUAAAGAAGAGAGGAAGAAAAAGAAAAUGAAAGUGAUAAAACUGGAGCCCGAGGAUUUGGCCGAGUCGUCGGGAGCAGAGGGACCGAUGGCACCACCUCCAGAGCAGCAGGUGACACCCAAGUCGGUCACUACUCCUGAACCGACCCUUGACACAGCAAAGUUGACAACAGUUCCGGGAAUCACAGCUUGUUUCUUCAGUCUGCUGCAGGAGAUCUUACUGUCAGAGGGAGAGGCGAGUGUGGCCUGGAUUGAGGAGAAAGUGCUUGACUGGCAGAUCUCUGCCCAUAGUGCGUUAAACUGUUGGUUCCCAGAUGCCUCAAACUGGUCAGAACUUGUUCAGUCCGCUCUGCGCUUCCUUUCAGGAGAAGGUGCACUUGGUGUCGCAGCUCUUCCGUCCAACUUCACUCCGUACGUGAACUGCAGAGAGCGGGGCCAGCACUGGAAGUGGAUCGGUGAGUCUGGUUCUGGACGUGAGUCGGAGAAGGAGAUUACAUUGUUGUGUCAGCUGUGGUUCGAAGUCAAGGAUCAGACCUUGCCCAAGGAAUCUGAUGAGCUUCAAGACAUCGCACCUCCAACACCAAGGGUGCGGACAGACUACGUUGUGAGACCCAGCACUGGAGAUGAAAAGCGGGUCUUUCAGGAACAGGAGCGCCAGCGAUACAGCCAGCCCCACAAAGCCUUCACCUUCCGCAUGCACGGUUUUGACUCUGUUGUAGGCCCGGUGAAAGGAGUGUUUGACAAGGAUCCUUCGCUCAACAAGGCACGGGAGCACUCUCUGCUGCGGUCUGACCGGCCAGCCUAUGUCACCAUUCUGUCCUUGGUGCGAGAUGCUGCCGCCCGUCUGCCAAACGGGGAAGGGACUCGCGCAGAGAUUUGUGAACUGCUGAAGGACUCCCAGUUCCUGGCUCCUGAGGUCACCAAUGCCCAGAUUAACACGGUUGUGAGUGGAGCUCUGGACAGACUGCAUUAUGAGAAAGAUCCAUGUGUGAAGUACGACAUUGGGCGCAAGUUGUGGAUUUAUCUGCACCGGAACCGGAGUGAGGAGGAGUUUGAGCGCAUUCACCAGGCCCAGGCUGCAGCAGCGAAAGCCAAGAAAGCUUUGCAACAGAAACCCAAGCUGACCACCAAGAUUAAGUCCUCGUGUAAGGAGAGUACAACAAAGCUUCCUCUGUGUGAGCAGUCUCUGGGGACCCAGGUAUUGGCAGACUCCAGCUUGCCCCACACACCUGUGACUCCAGUCACCCCGACAUUGCCAGCUACACCCACCUCACCGCCGGCACCCAUAGAUGGCAGCAAAAUCGUUACCACCAGUGCACCAGAGCUGGUCAAACCUGGUCAAAGUGUUUUGCUGAUGUCCUCGCCCUCAAUGCCACAGCUUGGGAACCUUGUAUCUGGAUCACAGCCAGGACUUCACACAGGGCCCCAGACCCAGGCUCAGAUGCUGUCUCACUCAGUGACUGCCAACGUUCCCCAGGUGCGGGUAGUCACCGCCCAGCAUGGCAUAGCCACGGCUGCACACCCACCCUCUGUGGUGCAGCAAGUGCAGCAGCACCAGCACCAGAUCCGGCUGCCCACCGUCACCGCCUCUGCUCACACUAAAGUGCUACCUCAGUCUAUUCUGACCGUGCCAGUGAAGGCACAGUCUGGGGUCAGCACUGUUCACAUUCAGCAAAGUUCCACCAAAGCAAAUCUAACAAUGGCUGGAAUCGGCACGGCUUCCAAGACGGUGUCCAGCACACUCAGCAGUGCUGCGUCGAGCUCGGCCACCACCAUCCUCCAGAACGUGGCUGGCCAGAGCAUCAUGAGGCAGGUUGCCAUUGCGGGCCAGCUUGGCAUGAAGACCCAGUCGGGCGCAGGAAUUCCAUUAACGGCGACCAACAUCCGUAUCCAGGGGAAGGACGUGCUACGCCUGGCACCGUCCUCCAUCACCACCGACUCCAAGGGCCAGACGGUGCUGCGCAUCACACAGGAUAUGAUGGCCACGUUGACCAAAGCCCCGGUCACCACCGUCAAACUCACCCCUGACAUGCUCGGGACCAAGGGCAUUUCAGCCACUCUGCACGUCACCCCAGCCGUGCAGCCCACGGACUCCCUGGUGAAGACCUCCAGCUGCACGAGUGCCUCCGCCACCUCCGCCAUGGUCAAGGUCACGCCAGACUUGAAAGUGACGGACGCUACCAGCGCCACCAUCCGCUUAAUGCCCGCCCUGGCUGUAACCGUUGCUGACCAGAUGAGCAAAGCUUGUGCUCCCCUCUCCUCGACGGACACCAAGCCGACAGCCACCAUCCGCAUCAUGCCCGGACUCGGGGUCAUUCCCAAACACGGACAGGCCAUUGCCGUGGCAACUUCCAGCAAGCCCUUCACAGCUGCAGGUGCAAUAUCCUCAGCUGCAGUCACACUAACAACAGUCAGCACUGCUGCAUCAAAGGCCGUCACCAAGGUGACACCAACAGCUGGACUGCCAAUCUCUUUAGGAACGGGUACAGCCACAGUCAGGCAGGUUCCUGUCAGUGCAACCAUGGUGACCACUACACAGGCGACCAAGCUGCCUGCUACCAUCACCGUGCCUUUGUCAGUGCUGAACCAACCUCUCAAAGGAAAGGGCGUGAUGGCGGGACCAAUAAUCAAGGGCAACCUCGGGGCAAACAUCAGUGGACUGGGAAGGAACAUCAUUCUCACCACGAUGCCUGCGGGGACCAAGCUGAUUGCCGGCAGCAAACCCGUCAGCUUUGUCACAGCCCAGCAGCUGCAGCAGCUCCAGCACCAAGGGCAGGCCACACAGGUGAGGAUCCAGCACCUUCACCAGGGAACGUCCAUCAGCUCCACCAAGCCGAUCUCCACUGUUGUUGUGACCACAGCUUCCUCAGUGAAACAGCCACCAGACUCGUGAACACGGGCAAUGUCUCUCACACAGACUCCAUGUUAUUUAUUCUCCAUCGUCUGCUUCUCUGUUCACACCUCGUGCUCUGUACCCAGUGCCAGGAGCCCCCUGUACAUACACACACUUGUAAUCUGCCAUCCUCAUGAAAUAUAUGUCAUAGCAGGAAUCCUCCCUGAGUGACGUUCCACAGACCGAUGGCUCGUUACGCCAGCCUGUGCCGGUCCCGCUGAUUUUUGGUGCACCCGUAAUAAGUCUCGCUCUCGACCGAGGGCACAGCCGGCCUUGUGGUGAAUCCGUUGAGAAGGGGGAAAGCUCGGAACAAUCGUGAGAAGUCUGAAGGCAGCUGGGUCCAUGUGAGGGUGCGUCGGGUAGAAGUUGCCCCAGGUCCUCUGCCCACCAUACUGUGUACAUAGUCAUAUAUAUAUAUAUAUGUGUGUGUGUAUAACGACUGUACAUAGUCAUGUUAACAUUGCCUCGACCCAAUACAUGGGUGCUGUGUCUCAGACCCAUUUCAUACAAUGCUCUAACCAGUUUCUGGUGUUCUCUGUUAUCCUGCACUACAUUUGCUGUUAUUUCACCACAUUGAAGGUAUUGUACAAUCAAAA
Leucoraja erinaceus (little skate) is the source of this 4570-nucleotide messenger RNA. It is a transcript of the gene nfrkb, whose product is annotated as nuclear factor related to kappaB binding protein. The transcript has 26 exons. Gene Ontology annotation, cellular component: Ino80 complex. The record is from RefSeq and is a predicted model, not a curated record. Gene Ontology annotation, molecular function: protease binding. Lineage: Eukaryota; Metazoa; Chordata; Chondrichthyes; Rajiformes; Rajidae. Bases 141 to 3974 code for a protein of 1277 amino acids.